AUAGCUCCGUCCUCACCGUCUAUCCUGUAUCUGUCUCUCAGUCUCUGUUGCUGUGCGGCGCUGUGCGCGGAGCUCUUGUGGUGUUAGGAGGUCUUUUGGUUUCCGCGAUGGCGCUUCCUUCCCCGGAUUAACGCACGCGCGCAGUGGAGUUUUCAUUUGUUUGUUUGUCUCUUUGCUUUUUUUUUUUAAUUUAUUUUUUUAUUUUUUCUACUACUCACUUUUUUUUUCCUCAAAUGCUGACCGAAGGCCGUGAGCGCCCGCGCGCGCUCGUGCUCUGCGCACGGGGCGAGAGCCCGAGCGCGCAACAAGACGCGGCGGUACCGCGCGGGCGCGCGCGCACACACCACUGACCCCGCGGGCGCGCGCAUGGAGACGCCGGCGCGCUGCCUGUCCUCCUCCUCGUCCAGAGCCGUUCCUCCACCUCCCGCUGCUCCCCCGCCGAUGUGGAACGGCACGGAGGCGGACGCGCGUCCGGCGUUGCGCGCGCUCACGGGCUGCGUGCUGAGUGCGCUCAUCCUGUGGACGCUGCUGGGCAACGUGCUGGUGUGCGCGGCCGUGCUGCGCUUCCGCCACCUGCGCACCAAGGUGACCAACACGUUCAUAGUGUCGCUCGCGCUCUCGGACCUGCUGGUGGCCGUGCUCGUGAUGCCGUGGAAGGCGGCGGCUGAGGUGGCCGGCUACUGGCCGUUCGGCGCCUUCUGCAACAUCUGGGUGACCUUUGACAUCAUGUGCUCAACGGCGUCCAUCCUCAACCUGUGCGUCAUCAGCGUGGACCGCUACUGGGCCAUCGCCAGUCCUUUCCGCUACGAGCGCAAGAUGACCCAGCGCGUGGCCUUUGUCAUGAUUGGAGUCACGUGGACGCUCUCCGUGCUCAUCUCCUUCAUCCCCAUUCAGCUGAACUGGCACAAGGCGCAUGCCGACAGCACGCGCUCCACCUCCAGCACCGCUGACAUGGACUCUCCUGAGGAGCACGCGGGCGCUCCGGCGCGCGAGGACUGCGACUCAAGCCUGAGCCGCGAGUACGCCAUCUCUUCGUCGCUCGUGAGCUUCUACAUCCCCGUGGCCAUCAUGCUCGUGACUUACACACGCAUCUACCGCAUCGCGCAGACCCAGAUCCGACGUAUCGCCUCGCUGGAGCGCGCGGCCGAGCACGCGCAGAGCUGCCGCGCGGCGUGCCGCGAGCACCAGCAGCUCCAGCAGCAACACCACCACCAGAAUCACACGAGUACGCUCAGAACGUCCAUCAGCCGCGAGACCAAAGUGCUGAAGACGCUCUCGGUGAUCAUGGGCGUGUUCGUGUGCUGCUGGCUGCCCUUCUUCGUGCUCAACUGCGUGGUGCCCUUCUGCGCCAGGACGAGCCCCGGGGGCGGAGGUGCGGGCUCGGGAGCGCGGCGCUCGGGAGACGCGAGCGCGGGCGCGUGUGUAAGUGACACCACGUUCGACGUCUUCGUGUGGUUCGGCUGGACCAACUCAAGUCUGAACCCCGUCAUCUACGCCUUCAACGCCGAGUUCCGCAAGGCCUUCGCGAGCCUGCUGGGCUGCAGGCGCCUGUGCACGAGCACACCCGUCGAGACGGUCAACAUCAGCAACGAGCUCGUGUCCUACAACCAGGACACGCUGCUGCACAAGGAGAUCGCCAGCGCCUACGUCAACAUCAUCCCCAACGUGGUGGAGUGCGCCGAGCGCGAGGACACUUUCGACCGCAUCUCGCAGCUCUCGCGCAACAACGACGACCUGGACGACCUGGCCACGGACUCGGCGUGCGAGCUGGACCGCAGCGCCGCCGACAUCAGCCUAGACGCGCUCGCGCCAUUCACGCCGAACGGCGUGCGUUAGCCGUUAGCAACGUCUGUGACAUCACGUGCUCUGUCAUCCUCAACCUGCCCGCCAGGUGUUGGCUCU
Molecule: messenger RNA, 1902 nt
Organism: Pygocentrus nattereri (red-bellied piranha)
Lineage: Eukaryota; Metazoa; Chordata; Actinopteri; Characiformes; Serrasalmidae
Gene: drd5a
Product: dopamine receptor D5a
Exons: 1
Coding region: 367-1836 (489 amino acids)
Biological process (GO): adenylate cyclase-activating adrenergic receptor signaling pathway
Cellular component (GO): plasma membrane
Molecular function (GO): dopamine neurotransmitter receptor activity; G protein-coupled receptor activity
Source: RefSeq, a predicted model, not a curated record